This is a messenger RNA of Penicillium atrosanguineum, 1458 nucleotides long. Its product is annotated as cytochrome P450. The record is from RefSeq and is a predicted model, not a curated record. Gene Ontology annotation, molecular function: heme binding; monooxygenase activity; oxidoreductase activity, acting on paired donors, with incorporation or reduction of molecular oxygen. Bases 1 to 1458 code for a protein of 485 amino acids. NCBI's taxonomy places the organism in Eukaryota, Fungi, Ascomycota, Eurotiomycetes, Eurotiales, Aspergillaceae. The transcript is spliced from 6 exons.
AUGGAGUCUGUCAGCCAUAUGCCUACAAUUUUAGGUUGCUUUCUCGGAAUAAUAUGUCUCCACUUCAUCUAUAGCCGGCUUUCCAACCCGCUUUCGCGGAUUCCUGGCCCUUCGAUUGCUAAAUGGACCGAUCUUGUCUACCUUUACUAUUGGUUCGCCGGCAAAGUCCCCCACUAUGUCCAUGAUCUGCAUGAGAAAUACGGUCCAAUUGUUCGAACCGGUCUCAACAAAGUCGAUGUUUGCGACAUCUAUGCGGUGAAAGAGAUCCACAAAACUAACUCGCGUUUCCUUAAGUCCGCAUGGUAUCGCACACUCUUACCCAACGGCCUGGAAAACGUGUUCUCGACCACCGACCCGCAUUUUCAUUCUACUCGCCGUCGUCUGCUAGCAUCGCCCAUUUCGGACUCGUCGCUUCACCAGCAUGAAGGCCUGAUUGAAGGCAGGGUACACCUGGCUAUUUCAAGAAUGGCUGAAGAGGUACAGUCUCGAGGGGUUGUCGAUGUAUUCAAGUGGUGGCUCUUCAUGGCAACCGACAUCAUCGGUGAACUGAGCUUUGGGGAGUCGUUCCGCAUGCUUGAGAUUGGCGAAAAAACUCAAUAUUCUUUGGAUCUGGAGCGGAUCUCAACCCUCCAACCGAUUCGAACAACAUUCCCGACCCUUGUCAAUCUUGGAAAAUAUCUCCCCUUGCCUGUCUUCAAGCGCACUAUAGCCUGUGGAAAGCGAAUGGUCAUGUACUCAAGCCAAUCCGUCGACCGUUAUAAGAAGAUGAUCGAUGAAAACCCCUCAAAUCCGAAGAAGACUCUGUUCACUAAGCUUUUCGACACCGAGAAAAGCGGCGUGUCUCUGGAUGACAUAAAGAAAGAAGCGCAGGGGUACAUUGUCGCGGGAAGCGAUACGACAGCGGUUACUUUGACCUAUCUCACUUACGCCGUUUGUGGAAAUAGCCAAAUUCGAGACAAGUUGGUUGCCGAAGUGGCAGCAUUGUCUGAGCCAAUUCAUGACAACGACCUUCGGAAUUUGCCGUAUCUUAACAUGGUUAUCAGCGAGACACUUCGUUUGCACACGGCUGUGCCUUUUGGGCUGCCUCGGGCUGUGCCAUCGGAAGGCGCCAAAUUUAAUGGAUACUUCCUCCCGAGUGGAGCGACCGUUUCUACCCAGUCCUACAGUCUUCAUCGUGACCCCACGGUCUUUCCUGACCCUUAUACUUUCAACCCUGAGAGAUGGGAGAAUCCGACCAAGGAGAUGAAGGAUAUUUCCAUGCCAUUCGGUGGUGGAUCACGAAUCUGCAUCGGAUUGCAUCUGGCCCGUAUGGAGCUUCGCUUGGGGACAGCCUUAUUUUUCAGAGAAUUCCCAAAUGCUCAAAGAUCCGACAAAGAAGGAAUGGGCCCUAAGGACAUGGAAAUGCAGUCUUUCCUAUUGAUGGGACCACGGGGACACCGCUGUUUAAUCGAGACGUGA